UAAGAGUCAUGUCCGUCUGUGGUCGUCAUCAGUUGGAAAUCCCACUCUGCACUUCAGUAUAAGUAGGCAGCCUAUAUCAUCCAAAUGGCAGUUAAGAAUCAAGCUUUAAUAUCUUUACAUUAUACUGACACAGAAUGAACUCGCUUUUGAUGCUAGCUCUGCAGUGCUGUGUAGCUGCCCUGGUGUGUGCUGCGCCUGUCCAUCUUCCUGAUGACGCAGACUUCGAACAGACGCUGGAGAAAGCACAGAGCUUGGUCAAGAAGAUCCUUUUCGACAUUCCUUCGGUCCAAAAGGACCUAACCCUUGACCCCUCCAGCCAUACUGGGAACCUGCAACUGAUGCUGAAAACCCUGGGUAUCCCUCCAAACCCCACCAUCAAACCCAUAUCGGCACACUUCACCCUGGAAGUGUGUCUGCAGCGCAUGAGCCUGGGUCUGCAGCUGCACCACAGCCUGCUGAGAGAUCUGACGUCAGCCUCCACCAGCGCCAUCCAGCACCUGCAGGUAGACCUCAGAGACCUGAAGGCCCUGGUCAACAAGAUGCAGAAACAGUCCCAGCUGAGUGAGGAGCCGAGCUUCACGCUCAGCAUCUCAGGAACCUACGACGUCCAGGUGGCAACACACCUGGCUCUGCAGCAGCUACGCAUCUUCAGCCACGACCUGGGCCGAAGCCUGAGGAACAUCCAGGCCUCUCUACCUGGGACCCAGGGCUGAGGAACAUCCAGGCCUCUCUACCUGGGACCCAGGGCUGAGGGACAUCCAGGCUUCUACCUGGGACCCAGGGCUGAGGGACAUCCAGGCCUCUACCUGGGACCCAGGGCUGAGGAACAUCCAGGCCUCUACCUGGGACCCAGGGCUGAGGAACAUCCAGGCUUCUACCUGGGACCCAGGGCUGAGGAACAUCCAGGCUUCUACCUGGGACCCAGGGGUGAGGAUCAUCCACACCUCUCUACCUGGGAUCUGGGGAGGAACCCCACCACCGAGCAGGCUCAGACCCCCAGGAAACAGAGGCUGGACAGUGGUUGGGUUCUCUUUGCGGUGGUGGGGACAGGGAGCUGAGGUCUGGCUGAGGAGGAGGACUAACAGCGCACGACACAUGAAAAAACCCAUUCUCCUUGUCUCUCCAGUUUGAGCCUGUUUCUCUGCUCCUUUCUCCCCACACCCUUUUUCUUGGAAAGCUUUUUAUGGCUUUGAGUUCAUUAUAACACGUUAUAAACCUUUAUUUAACCAGUAGAGCCCCGUUGAUAUGAGGGCUUCAAUGGAGCCCUGGUCGGGACAGGCAGCAACGUCAAAUCAGACAGUUGCUGACAGGAUCUCAAAAUGAAAGCACAGUCACGUUUCAAAAGAGACAUUUCUAGGAGUCAGUUUCAUAACCAUGGUAAAUCCAAAACAUUGACGUGCGCCUUAAUUCUUUCAAUUUGGAUUCGAAAGCAUUUAAUAGGAUUCAUUCAUUGAGUUGUCAUUCUGCGGCGUAGUCCAUGUCAACGGUGCAGAAUAGACAACUGCUCCUUUUUCUGUUUUUUGUAGGUGCAGACAGAAAGCAGGAUGGGAAUAUGAAGCAUGUCCACACCUGUCUGUCAGCAGAGUCCCUUAUUGUAUUUCAGUUCCAGAGAAACUCAGGAAUGUUGAAAUUCCCUCCUGGUUGAUGUAUUCUCACUCUGAAUGUCUUUUUAAUUUAUGAUCUUGUAUUUAUUCUAUUUAUUAAGCUAUUAGGUUAUUUAUUUUGUAUGAUUAUUUGUACUUGUCUCUAGAAUCUGGAGUCCUCAUGUCCUCAAUUUUAACUUAUUGUGUUUCUCUGAAGUAUGAAUGUAUUUAAUAAGACUUUUA
Osmerus eperlanus (European smelt) is the source of this 1826-nucleotide messenger RNA. It is a transcript of the gene csf3a, whose product is annotated as colony stimulating factor 3 (granulocyte) a. The transcript has 5 exons. The record is from RefSeq and is a predicted model, not a curated record. The coding region runs from base 135 to 713 and encodes 192 amino acids. Gene Ontology annotation, molecular function: cytokine activity. Gene Ontology annotation, biological process: positive regulation of myeloid cell differentiation. NCBI's taxonomy places the organism in Eukaryota, Metazoa, Chordata, Actinopteri, Osmeriformes, Osmeridae.